Alligator sinensis (Chinese alligator) is the source of this 1425-nucleotide messenger RNA. Its product is annotated as bone morphogenetic protein 2-like. The transcript is spliced from 6 exons. NCBI's taxonomy places the organism in Eukaryota, Metazoa, Chordata, Crocodylia, Alligatoridae. Gene Ontology annotation, molecular function: growth factor activity; cytokine activity. The record is from RefSeq and is a predicted model, not a curated record. Gene Ontology annotation, biological process: SMAD protein signal transduction. The coding region runs from base 1 to 1425 and encodes 474 amino acids. Gene Ontology annotation, cellular component: extracellular region.
AUGUCCUCAUUCUUUAAAAGAACCAUGGAAAGCAGUUUGACAAGAAGAGAGGCUGCAUUCAUGAUUGCCAACAUUCAUCUAGAGAAAAUUGAUAACCCUAAAUUACGGGACUGCUUGAACAAACACGUGCCAAAUACUGAUGGUUUCCCAUGUGUGAACAAUAUUCACCAAGAUUAUCUACCAGGAGUAAUUGCUUCACAUGUUCAGUCUAUGAAAUCUGCAUUAGCAGAAUAUGAAUCAGAUUUGAAUUGUAGUAGACCAGGGCCCUGCGCUGCCGCCCGCCCGGCCGCGCUGCCGCCCGCGCCGCAGAGCCGGGCCGAGGAGCUGCUCAGCGAGGCCAUGCAGCGCCUGCAGCAGGUCUUUGACAUCCAGGAGCUGCCCCGCGACGUCCUGCCCCGCAGGAAGCCGCCCCAGUUCAUGGUGGACCUCUUCAACAAGGUGGCGGACUCCGACGGCAUCACCAAGGCCCCCGAGGUGCUGGAGGGCAACGUGGUGCGGAGCUUUGAAGAUCGAGUUUAUUUUGAUGAGUCUUAUUUCUAUUUCAACAUCUCAUCCGUUGGGAAGAAUGAGCAAAUGCUAAAAGCUGAGCUCAGAGUUUUCAAGCUGAAGAAAACGCACAUGGCUGGAAAAUCUCUGUUUCAACAUUUUUGCAAAGUGGAAGUAUAUGAGAUCUUGGAGAGUGGAAGUAAGCCCCAGAGAAGAAAUCUCAUUUCAUCAAGAUUAUUGUCUUUGUACACAGAAGGCUGGGAGGUGUUCAAUGUGACAGAGACAGUUUCCAAAUGGGUUAGGAACAGCCACUCCAACCAUGGCUUUUUGAUCACUGCAACUCACCUAUCUGAAAAGAAAAUGGAAUACAACUUCGUGAAGUUUGCCAAAAGCCAGCACAAUGUGCAGGACAGCAGGAAUGGUCUUCUAGUCCUCUUCACUAAUAAUGAUGGACCAAGGUCUUCCAGCUUUUCACCCUCUUCCUCAGAACUGCAGCCAUCCUCGCCUGUAGGUGGUUCUCCUACCCAGACACCUCUCCGAAGUGAGAUCUUGGAAAAUCUCAGAACAAGUAGGAGCAGAAAGACACGGGAUACAUCAUCCCUCUCCUCCAAAGGUCAAGUUCUGUCAUGCCGUCGAAGAGAACUCUAUGUUGACUUCCAGGCAAUUGGCUGGUCAGGAUGGAUCAUUUACCCAAGUGGAUACAAUGCUUUUUAUUGCACAGGUACCUGCCUAUUCCCCUUAGGGGAGAGUCUAAAUGCUACCAAUCAUGCUACUGUCCAGUCCAUUGUGCAUACACUUAAAUUGUCCCAAGAUGUCAGCAUGCCAUGCUGUGUCCCAACUGAACUGAAGUCUAUCAAUCUCCUGUACUUUGAUGACAAGGAGAAUGUUGUCCUGAAACGUUAUAAAGAUAUGGUGGCUGCAAGCUGUGGUUGUCACUAA